UAGAGCACGUCAGUCAGGGUGAACAGACGUCCAAAGGCGUAAAUGCGCGUCGCUCCGUCACUCGAGCGUGAAAAACAAGGAAGUUGAAUCCCUACUGAAGCGCUUUCAUCUUGUAUCAAAGAAGACGUUGUGGCCAGAUACCUCCCGCUGCUGCUGCGAUGGCUUUUCGCGAAGUUUGUCUUCUGCUUCUUUCCCUUCUGGCAUACACAUACGCCGAGCACGUGAAGUUCAGCGACUGUGGCUCGGCGGUGGGUAAGGUGGUCCUGGUGGAUAUUGAGCCUUGUCCUAAGCAGCCGUGCCAACUUAAGAAGGGACAGUCCUACUCUGUCAACGUCACCUUCAGCAGCAAUGUGGCGUCGGAGGGCAGCAAGGCGGUGGUCCAUGGUGUGAUCGCUGGAAUUCCAGUGCCGUUCCCGAUCCCAGUGGAGGACGGCUGCAAAUGCGGAAUCUCCUGUCCAAUCAAAACACAGACCACAUAUAGCUACGUCAAUCAGCUACCUGUCAAGACUGAGUACCCCAGUAUUAAGCUGGUGGUGGAGUGGGAGCUGAGGGACGACUCCAGUAAAGAUCUCUUCUGUAUCCGAUUCCCCGUCCAGAUCGUCAGCUGAGGCAUGGCGCAUCAAGGGUUAACCACUCUCUCACCCAAGACAACAUUGGCUGAAAUCACUCACAACAUGGCCAACAUCAACACUCCCAUUCUAACGACUUUUUCUUCCACUCACUGCUGAUUUUUAACAGUUAGUGUCCAAUGAGCUGCAGUGUAGUUUAAUGGAGCUGCGCUGCUCACCUGCCCCUCCUGCUGGCACCAAGCUGGACUGCAGCAGAGUAGUGUGGGGUGACUUUGGACUGGGAAUUCGUAUCUGUUUGUGUCUCUCUCUCGGCUGACUGUCCAGUCGUACAAAUGAGGUGUUUGCCUUGUCAUCUUGUAUGUCUGUAAAGGUGUCUUGUAAGGCUGUUGAAUGGUUUUCUGUGUGUGUGUUCACGCGUCAGUCUGAUUGCAGAGUCUUGUCAUGCGUCUGGCCUAAUUAAUCUCUUGGUAAAUCAUGUCUGGCCUAACUGGUCUGUUUUGUAAAUCAACCUUUUUAUGUACAUUUCAUAAUAAAGACUCCUGCCCCUGUGAA
Molecule: messenger RNA, 1121 nt
Organism: Engraulis encrasicolus (European anchovy)
Lineage: Eukaryota; Metazoa; Chordata; Actinopteri; Clupeiformes; Engraulidae
Product: NPC intracellular cholesterol transporter 2-like
Exons: 5
Coding region: 159-608 (149 amino acids)
Biological process (GO): intracellular cholesterol transport; cholesterol efflux
Molecular function (GO): cholesterol binding
Source: RefSeq, a predicted model, not a curated record